Molecule: messenger RNA, 453 nt
Organism: Dibothriocephalus latus
Lineage: Eukaryota; Metazoa; Platyhelminthes; Cestoda; Diphyllobothriidea; Diphyllobothriidae
Source: the annotation of a GenBank genome assembly
CAAAAGGUUCCCAGCGUUUACAAGGUCCUCAAGGAAGCCAAUGUUGAUUGCAUAGUCCUGGCUACAAAGUGGUUUAUUUGCCUCUUUGCCGACGUCGUUCCCAUGGAGACGGUACUUCGCAUUUUCGAUUGCCUUUUCUACGAGGGUGACAAAAUCCUCUUCCGAGCCUGUAUUGCCCUGGUGAAGUUGCACUUGGAUGAAAUUGUCAAGUGUCACCAAUUUCCCGACGUCGUGCUGACAUUCCGCAACAUCUGUAAGGACAAGCAGACUCUUUACUGUCAUGAAUUCCUCCAGCCAUUCACGGCAACACUAAACCAAGCUGAGAAUGACUGUCUGCCCAUCCCCGGCCGAGAAAAGGAAGACUAUGUGAAGCCUUCAACAAAGGUGAUUUGUAUUCCCCUCCCCUCCCCAUCGACUGAAGACAGAGAGUGGGCCAGAAUUGGCCAUUCGUAG